GAGUGAGUUAUCUUGUGGGUCAGUGUCGGGUCUUUGCUGCUGCUUGUCUGAAGGAGAUGCAAAGAUGGCUGCCAGCAACUAUUUCGGUUUCACCCAUGCCGGUCCUCAGUACAGUACCCAGCAUCCCCCGGCCUACUCCCAUCCGUCUACAGUCAGUUACACUGUCCAGCAGGCUUCAGCUGUGGCUCAUGCAGUGACUGCAUCCUAUUCUCCAGCCCCUGUUCAAACAGCUCGACCUGUGGCUUCUGCCACUUACCCUGCCUAUCAGACUCACCAGGGCCCGCCUGACUAUGGCUACAGACAGCCUGACCCCCCAGCCCCUGCCCAGCCUACUACUACACAACAGACAUACCAGGUAUACACGGACACGGAUAACUACAGCUAUGGGCGAUCUGCUGCUGUGACUGCUUAUGACAGUAAACGGUACUACCAGACAAGUGUAGCCUCAGCUCAGAGGUCACCCACAGAGAACUAUUACCAAACUGCAGUAGGUGUAAAGACAGCUUACAGUCCAGCACCUUCUACAGUGUACAACCAGCCACCUCCUCCCCAAAGGCAGGUAACAGCCCUGAAACCUGUGGUACCAUCCAGCUCUGUGUCCACCAGCUACAACAUCUAUCCCGUGUCCACCAGUGUUCAGCAGUCUCAAACCCCAGUAUCAUCCUACACUCCAGGCUCCUCCUUCAGCUCCACGGUUUCAGCCACCUCCUACUCAGGAAUGAACUACUCCAGUUAUGAUUCAAGUGGCUACACGUCAACAUCCACUGCUUCCUAUUACCAGCCACCUCAGCAAACUGUCUCAAAGCCUCAACCUCCACUGCAGAAGUCCCAGCAGUCCCAUCCUCCCACUCAGCCACCACACAAGCAGCUGACACGCUCUUCCUGGAGCAACUCAGGCAGCAACAUGGUGGUAGCGCCUGCUGGGAAUACCUACAAAAAGCCCAUGUUUCAUCAGAGCAAGCUGCAGAAGCCCAAAGGGCCUCCCAAGCAACCACAGCUUCAUUAUUGUGACAUUUGCAAAAUCAGCUGUGCAGGGCCUCAGACAUACCGGGAGCACUUAGAGGGCCAGAAGCAUAAAAAGAAAGCAGCAGCCCUUAAAUCUGGAGGGCAAACAGGACCCAGCAAUGGGCCUAGAGGAAUCCAGACCCAGUUACGUUGCGAGUUGUGUGAUGUUUCAUGCACUGGAGUGGAUGCCUACGCUGCUCAUAUUCGUGGGGCCAAGCACCAGAAGGUGGUGAAACUUCAUACCAAGCUGGGCAAGCCCAUACCAUCAUCUGAGCCAGUGCUGGUUAAUUCUGCAUCAGUUAUUACAACCACAACAGCUGGCAAACCUCCCGUCACUACCUCCACUCCUGCAUUAGUGUCAGCCACUUCAACUCCCACUGUGGCACCUAAACAGGUGGCUGUAAAUGCCGUGACUAAAAUGUCAGCGCCAGUUAAGAGGCCGGCUCCUUCCAAAGCAACAACCAUUUCUAAUAAGCCAGUCAGUGCACCAGCAGCAGUGGCAUCAAAGCCUGAGGAACCCACACAGCAUUCUCCUGAGAAGAAUGAGCCUCAGAGUGAAGAUGAGGAUGGAGACAGAACUGGAGGGCAGAAGGACAUCCAACCAGUGGGGCAUGACUAUGUGGAGGAGGUGCGAAAUGAUGAUGGGAAAGUGAUUCGUUUUCACUGUAAACUUUGUGAAUGCAGCUUCAAUGACCCCAACGCCAAAGAUAUUCACCUGAAGGGAAGAAGGCACAGACUGCAAUACAAGAAGAAAGUAAACCCAGAACUUCCUGUAGAGAUCAAACCCAGUAAUAGAGCCAAAAAGCUGCAGGAGAGCAAGCUGAAGAAACAGAAGCAGAAGGCGGUGCUAAAGAAACAAAGAGAUGAUGAGCAGCGCUGGCACAUGGAGAUGAGGAGAUAUGAGGAGGACAUGUACUGGAGGAGAAUGGAGGAGGACCAGAUGUACUGGGGGGAGCAAAGACGCAGGAUUGCUCCUCCACCACUGAUGAGCCGCCCCGGCAUUCCUGUACCCCCUCUGGUGACGUGUGUACGUCGACCAGACUCGCCUGACGACCGUCACAUAAUGGCGAAGCACUCCACCAUUUACCCAGUGGAAGAGGAACUGCAAGCAGUCCAGAGGAUUGUCUCUCACUCAGAGAGAGCCCUCAAACUGGUGUCAGACUCCUUGCUAGAAAAGGAAACACCAGCUGCUGCUGCUGAGGGCGGCGACCAGAAAAGCAGUGAGAAUUCGGGACGGCUGCUGAAAGGAGUGAUGAGGGUUGGAAUCCUGGCGAAAGGUCUGCUGCUUCGUGGGGACAGAAAUGUGGAGCUCAUUCUACUGACUGCUAAAAAACCCACCAUCUCUUUACUAAAGACCAUUGCGAUGAACCUUCCCAAGGAACUGGCAACAUUUUCUGAAGAUCAUAUGAGGUGGCAGGCUCCAUCCAGAGGGGCGAACAUCGUGGUAUUUCAAGCAAGGAGCCCAAUGCAGGUGACCAUUUCACUCACCUCGCCGCUGAUGAGGGAGGACCCUGCUGCUGAGAAGGACAUGCAGGCAGGAGGAAAAUCGGCUGAGAAAGGUGUAGCUGAGAAGGAUCCUCAUGAUCUUCUGAGCAAGAAGAAAUGUCUGGAAUAUCUGGCUGCUCUCCGUCACGCCAAAUGGUUUCAGGCCCGUGCAAAUGGCCUGCAGUCCUGUGUUAUCAUCAUCCGGGUCCUGAGGGAUUUAUGUCAGCGUGUGCCCACAUGGGGAAAAAUGCCCAGCUGGGUGACAGAGCUGCUGGUGGAGAAGGUCAUCAGCAGUGCUACAAGUCCACUCAGCCCUGGCGAGGCAAUGCGCAGAGUCCUGGAGUGCAUCUCCUCUGGCAUCUUGCUGCCAGAUGGACCAGGUUUGAUGGAUCCCUGUGAGAAGGAGCCAACAGAUGCUUUGGAAAGCAUGACGCUUCAAACCGAGAGAGAUAUUACUGCUAGUGCACAGCACGCUCUGCGACUACUUGCUUUCCGUCAGAUCCACAAGGUCCUCGGCAUGGAGUCUUUACCAUCAUCCAAGGCCGGUGCACGGAAUCGCAAAAGGAGACGUGACGUCAGCGACUCAGGCGAAGGGGAGGGUGAGGGCAAGAAAGACAAGAAGGAUGAAACGGCGAAUGCUUGACCUCUGCUUCCAGAGCAGCAUAGAGACUGUUAGAAUGUCAGAACCUUUCUUAUAUAGCCGGAUAAAAAAGAUUAACACACAGGUAUAAUAUAAAUAUAAUUAACUUUACUUGUAAUACAUUUAUCCUUGAAGUAAAAGGAAAAGUGUUGGCGCUGAGAAUCAAUAUGACAAUUUGUUCUGCAGUGAAAUCACUGCAGGUGUAUGUUAAAAUAUGGAAAGAAAAUUGGCUCUGUAGAGGGAAAAAAAUGACAUCAUUCCGUUUCUAGUAUUAUUGUGAACUAACUACUGACCAUCCUACCUGUUUUUUGAGAGUAGUUGGAGUACCCACUGUCACCUGUAAUUGUUUCAUAUAUUGUCACACAAAGCACAGUUCAGUCAUCAGCAUUUCUAUUUCACUUUCAGUUAUUUUUAAAAAGUAAAUCCCUGCUGCUCUCCAGUUUUACCAUCAGACGCUUUGUCAUUGGUAACUUACUGACAUAAUAUUUGUGCUCGGGCUUUGCACACUGAACUAUUUAUUCAUAGGCUUUUACAAAAACAUGGUUUUAUUUCUUCAAGAUU
Molecule: messenger RNA, 3691 nt
Organism: Thalassophryne amazonica
Lineage: Eukaryota; Metazoa; Chordata; Actinopteri; Batrachoidiformes; Batrachoididae
Gene: zfr2
Product: zinc finger RNA binding protein 2
Cellular component (GO): precatalytic spliceosome
Molecular function (GO): single-stranded RNA binding; zinc ion binding; double-stranded RNA binding
Source: RefSeq, a predicted model, not a curated record